Ilex paraguariensis (yerba mate) is the source of this 2325-nucleotide messenger RNA. The record is from the annotation of a GenBank genome assembly. NCBI's taxonomy places the organism in Eukaryota, Viridiplantae, Streptophyta, Magnoliopsida, Aquifoliales, Aquifoliaceae.
AUGGAAACUCUGCGAACAUCUGGGAUUCUUUCCUGUAAACUACCUCUGAAAUUAACAGAGACGCCUCUGAAUGUGGGUGUAUCUCGGCGAGUUGGUUUUGCUUACCUGCGGAAUCAAAGACGGACCAAUAUUCAAUCUCUCUGUCUUACGAAAUCACUAACGGAUAACAGUGGAGGUGGAUUCAGUAGUAGCUCUCAAGAUGGGUCUUCAAUCGUUGAAGAUGACAAGGAGGAGGGUCUUCUUUUGGGCACAGAGAGGGAUGAUUCUGGUUCUGUUGUUGGGUUUCACUUGAUUCCUCAAUCUGGAGACAGCAAGGUCAUUGACUCACAUGGUAAUGGAGCUAACGUUAGGGAGGAAGUGAGUGAGGACAUUGAGGGAGGAGAAGAACCCGCAACCCUGGUAACUCACAAUAUUGUUUUCGUUACUGCUGAAGCAGCACCAUAUUCAAAGACAGGAGGUUUAGGAGAUGUCUGUGGUUCUUUGCCUAUAGCAUUAGCUGCCCGUGGACAUCGUGUAAUGGUUGUCUCUCCUAGAUAUUUGGAUGGAGGUCUUUCGGAUGAAAAAUUCGCAGGUGCAGUUGACAGUAAGUGCCAAAUUAAGGUCUACUGCUUUGGAGGGGUGCAGGAGGUUGGUUUUUUUCACGAAUAUAAGGCUGGAGUUGAUUGGGUAUUUGUGGACCACCCUUCAUAUCACCGACCUGGAACUCCAUAUGGUGAUAUUUUUGGUGCUUUUGGUGAUAAUCAGUUUCGGUUCACUUUACUUUGUCACGCAGCAUGUGAAGCUCCCUUAGUGCUUCCAUUGGGAGGAUAUACCUAUGGAGAGAAAUGUUUGUUCCUCGCUAAUGAUUGGCAUGCCGGCCUGGUUCCAGUACUUUUGGCGGCCAAGUAUCGUCCAUAUGGAGUUUAUAAGGAUGCUAGGAGUAUCAUUGUAAUACAUAACCUUGCACAUCAGGGGGUGGAGCCUGCAGUAACUUACAAGAAUUUGGGAUUGCCACCAGAGUGGUAUGGAGCGCUAGAAUGGGUAUUCCCUACAUGGGCGAGAACGCACGCUCUUGACACUGGUGAAGCUGUCAAUGUUUUGAAAGGUGCAAUUGUGACUGCAGACAGGAUACUAACGGUUAGCCAGGGUUAUUCUUGGGAAAUAACGACUGCUGAAGGUGGAUAUGGUCUACAGGAGCUGUUGAGCAGUCGGAAGAUAGUUCUGAAUGGGAUCAUAAAUGGCAUUGAUGUCAAGGAAUGGGACCCAUCUUCGGAUAAGCAUAUUUCUUCCCAUUACUCCAUCGAUGACCUCUCUGGAAAGGUUCAAUGCAAGAUUGGUUUGCAAAAGGAAUUAGGCCUUCCGAGUAGGCCUGAUUGCCCAUUGAUUGGAUUCAUUGGAAGACUGGACUUCCAGAAAGGUGUUGAUCUGAUCCUAGCGGCAUUGCCAGAGCUUUUGCAAGAUGAUGUCCAAUUUGUAAUGCUUGGAUCUGGGGAGAAACAAUAUGAAGACUGGAUGAGAGUAACAGAAUCCCUUUAUAAAGACAAGUUUCGCGGUUGGGUUGGAUUCAAUGUUCCUAUUUCUCACAGGAUAACAGCAGGCUGUGACAUACUAUUAAUGCCCUCAAGAUUUGAACCAUGUGGUCUAAACCAGUUAUAUGCAAUGAGAUAUGGCACUAUACCAGUUGUUCAUGGCACUGGGGGUCUUAAAAACACAGUGGUGAAUUUCAAUCCAUAUGCUAGAGAAGGCAGGGGAGAAGGUACUGGGUGGACUUUUUCUCCUCUAACGAGAGAAAAUAUGCUGGCGGCACUAAGAGUUGCUAUUGGAACAUACAUGGAGCAUAAGUCUUCAUGGGAGGAGUUGAUGAAGAGAGGAAUGGAGAGGGAGAGCUCAUGGGAUAAUGCAGCAGUUCAGUAUGAACAAGUCUUCAAAUGGGCCUUCAUUGAUCCGCCUUAUGUCAGCUGAAUAAUUGAGAAGAAGAGGAAGAAGGUUGGUUCAACAGGCACACUACGAGUUACUUUUGGAUAUUCUUUUUAACCGGGCAUAACUUACUCUGCCUGCCACCAUAUCUUAUUGACUUAGUUACAUUUUGGCCUUGUGGGUAUACAAAUCUCUUAUAACUCCAAUAGCUCUCCUUCUGGAGAGUAUAGGAGAGGACAUGAAACCCCUUGAAUGUCUCAUUCUCAUGAGGCCAGAGUACAUGAUACCUUUUUUUGUGCAUAGUUUUUGUACUAUUGAGCUGUCUUUGGCAAAUACAAAUACAGAACUUUUGAACAGCAACCCUAUACGGUCAAGAAGGGGAUGCAAUCGUGGACUAAAUUUGUUUGCAACAAUGGAGGAGACUAUAUG